AUGCCGACGACUCCUACACCCGCAACAUCCUCCAGCUCAUCCUCCACGCACUCACACCCACAACCGCCCAGCUCGACAGCCGCGUCCUCAUCCUCCGCCCCAGCAGCUGCGACUGGGCCACCCUCGAAAGCCACAUCAUCCCCCACUUUGCCGCCAUCAUCCUCGGCCCAGGCCCCGGCCGCCCCCCUCGAACUCGAACUCGACCCCCACGGAGCCCCCCGCGGGAUCCUCAACCGUCUCCGCCAGCACACCCCCGUCGUCCGCUACAACAGCCUCACCCUCGACCCCGCCUCGAUCUCCGACCAGCUCCUCAUCACCGCCUGGGCCCAGGAUGGCCCCUCGGCAAGAACCGUCAUGGGCCUCGCUCACAAAACACUGCCCUUCCACAGCGUCCAGUUCCAUCCAGAGUCGGUAUGCUCGACCGAUGGCGCACAGAUCCUUCGCUCAUUCUUCCAAGUCGUCUCCGACUCCGCCCACGUCAACUCGGAGAGCGGGCUCGGCAGGGCCAAGGCCUACAGCGCCCUGCCAGACGAGAUCCUCCAGCUCAGCGAGCUCCUCCGCCAGCACCCCGAGCGACCCAUCCCAACCAGCACCGCCCCCCGCUUCCAAGUCCGCUCGCUCGUCUUCAAGAACAGCCAUCUCACUCCAGAGGAGGUCUUCAAGAACUCUAUCAAGCCGCGCAGCCCCCUGGGCCACGUCUGGCUAGACUCGGCCGACAGCCCCGCCGAAACCCACUCGACUGGCGGCGGCCGGCAGGAAUCCUACUCGCACAUGGGCUCCGUCGACGUCCUGCUCUCCUACUUCGCCGCCCGCAAGACCCUGGCCAUCCGGCUCCCCUCCGACCAGCACCACGGCUCCGAGCAGCCGCUCGAGCACGCCACCACCUUCUGGGACUGGCUCCAGGCCGUCCAGGACGAGCUGCAAGCCGCCACCGAAACCGUGCCCCCCGCCUCCGAGCCCGCCGAGCCCCACGGCCCCGCAGCCCCCGUCGGGUUCAUGGGCUACAUCGGCUACGAGCUCCUCUCCGAAUCGCUGGCCCACUACAACCUCCCCUGUCGGGCCUCGCCCGCCGUGCCCGACGCCGAGCUCGGCUUCUGUAACACCGCCCUGAGCUUCCACCAUCCCUCCGCCACCUGGACCGCCUCCGCACUCCUCCUCCUCCAGCCUCCUCCUACUGCUACUGCUACGCCCACCGGACCAUCUCCCGAUCCCGAUCCCCAUCGACACUUCCCACGCUCCGUCGGGCUGUCCUUGGACGAAUACGAGCAGUGGACUCGCUCCGUCACCGAGAUCUUCCAGCCCCCUCGCCCGAGUGCAAACCUCCCCGAGCCGCAAACCCCUCAGCCGAAGACGAAGGCCAGCGGAGCCCUGGAGUCGAUCGUCAGUGAGGCCGAGUACCUGAAAGCGAUCGACCUGGCCCAGACGCAGAUCGUCUCGGGGGAGUCGUACGAGUUGUGUCUGACGACCCAGUUCCGGGGCGAGCUAGAUGACGGGGGGGAUGGGGGCCACUUCGAGCGCUACGAGGGGCUGCGCCGGGCGAACCCUGCGCCGUAUGGGGCCUACGUGCGGUUCGGGAGCUACGACACGACGAUCCUCAGCUCGUCGCCGGAGCGGUUCAUGCGUGUGGAUGCGAGCGGGGGGGUGGAGAUGAAGCCGAUCAAGGGGACGGCCCGGCGGGUGCUAGCGGACCCGGCGGCGGACCUGGCGGCGGCCAAGCGGCUGCAGCGCGACCCAAAGGAGCGCGCCGAGAACCUGAUGAUCACCGACCUGAUCCGCCACGACCUGCUGGGCUUCUGUGUGCCGGGCACGGUCGAGGUCUCUCGCCUGUUCGGCCUCGAGACCGUCGCCACCGUCCACUCGCUCGUCUCCACCGUCCAGGGAUCCCUCCGGCCCGGCCUCAACCCUUUCCACGCCCUCGCCGUCGCCUUCCCCCCCGGCUCCAUGACCGGCGCACCCAAACUCUCGAGCAUCGAGAUCCUCGACCGCCUCGAAGCCGCCAGGCCCCGCGGCCCGUACUCGGGCAUCCUCGGCCUCGUCGCCGUCGACGGCCGCGCCGACAUGAGCGUCGUCAUCCGCUCCGCCGUCAUCCGCAACAACCAGGUCUCCGUCGGCGCUGGCGGCGCCAUCACCAGUCUUUCGAACAAAGACAGCGAGUGGACCGAGGUCAGGCUCAAAGUCGACGCCGUCCAACGCGCCCUCAACCUCGGCGCCCCUUAA
This is a messenger RNA of Puccinia triticina, 2217 nucleotides long. RefSeq lists its product as uncharacterized. The transcript has 5 exons. The record is from RefSeq and is a predicted model, not a curated record. The coding region runs from base 1 to 2217 and encodes 738 amino acids. NCBI's taxonomy places the organism in Eukaryota, Fungi, Basidiomycota, Pucciniomycetes, Pucciniales, Pucciniaceae. Gene Ontology annotation, biological process: L-tryptophan biosynthetic process.